This is a messenger RNA of Musca domestica (house fly), 7103 nucleotides long. RefSeq names its product inositol hexakisphosphate and diphosphoinositol-pentakisphosphate kinase. The transcript has 18 exons. Gene Ontology annotation, biological process: inositol metabolic process; inositol phosphate biosynthetic process. Gene Ontology annotation, cellular component: cytosol. The coding region runs from base 1040 to 6940 and encodes 1966 amino acids. The record is from RefSeq and is a predicted model, not a curated record. Gene Ontology annotation, molecular function: inositol hexakisphosphate kinase activity; 5-diphosphoinositol pentakisphosphate 1-kinase activity; diphosphoinositol pentakisphosphate kinase activity. NCBI's taxonomy places the organism in Eukaryota, Metazoa, Arthropoda, Insecta, Diptera, Muscidae.
UGAUGUGUGGCCAGUAGUCUAUAGAAACAUAGUACAAAUCAUCACUAUUCUCCAUCUUCUCAUUCGCAAAAUUUUCACAUUUUCUUUGCAACCUAUUCUAAACAAACGAGUAAACACUAACAAAUUUUCACCACAUUCCAUCUCAACGUGCGCAAAAUUUUCCCAUUUUGCUUUAUAACCUAUUCUAAACAACAUAUUUUCACCAUACUUUAUCUUCACAUUCGCAAAAAUUUCACAUUUCCUCUAUCGCCAGCCAUUCUAAACAAGCAGCAACAAAACAUCAACAUCAAGUCGAAGAUGUUGGUUUGACAGACAAAAUUUUGCCGUCGUCAUUUGUCGUGGAUGGUUGUGUAUUUAGUGAGACGCCUUGGGAAAUACACAAAAAAUCAUUUUGCCAAUUUCGGUGCAAAGAAAUCAAGCGAAAAAAUACCUAAAAUUGCAUUACAUAACGGUCGGAAGUGUGGAAUUGUUUUCUUCGAAAAGUGUUAAAAAUUUGGAAAUUUUAAAGAAAGUGUGUGCUUUUCUUUUUUUAAUUACGAGUGCUUAAAGGUCAACUUGAAAAUUUUUGGGUUUGAUAUGCUUCGUUUGUUCGCUGCUUCUUGUGUGUAUUGUGUGCGAAAAAAUUUGAAAAAUUCGUGAAGAAACCCCGGAACACCCAGCAAAAGUUGCAGAAAAGUUUAGAUUUUUUGCACUUUUCACCCCCCACAAAAGAAAAGAAAAAGUAAUCAAGUCCGUAAUUUCUUCCUUCGUAAUUGUGUGCAUAUUGCAGCAAAUUCAGAUUAAUGCAUUCACUACAAAAUUCCCCAAAAACUUUACUAAAAACACCAUCUACCCCUCAAAACCGUCAGACAUCUGAAACAUUUCGCCUACUCACGGAUCCACAAAAGAAGGCACACCUAGAUUUAGCAGCACCAGCAUCAUCAUCAAGCACCAAGACCUUGACACCAACACCACCACCGCCAUCAACACAUUCUCAAGGUUCUUCGCCAGUAGCAGCAGCAGCAGAAGUAGCAGCAGCAUCAACAUUAACUGUGAAAAGAUGUCCUACACCGAACUAGAGUCAGGUUACCAGGAUCUGCGUCAACAAUCUUCCCAACAAGCAGCAGCCGCGGCCGCCGCCGCUGCAGCCGUGUCAUCACAACAAUCCCAUCAUACCUCGUUAGCAGGCAGCGGCGGCAUUGAGCGUACCCAUCAACGUCCGGAAUUUUUCUUGGGUCAUGAUGGCAAUGGCGACACCGAUUUCUGUGAAAGUAAUGACGGCAUGGAUUCCGAUGCCAGUACAUCUUCAAAUACCGGCAAACAAGUGGUUGUGGGCAUUUGUGCCAUGGCCAAGAAGACACAGUCAAAGCCGAUGAAAGAGAUCUUGACACGACUGCAGGAAUUUGAAUUCAUUAAAAUGGUCAUCUUCGAGGAAGAUGUCAUUUUAAAGGAACCCGUCGAAAAUUGGCCAAUUUGUGAUUGCCUCGUUUCUUUCCAUUCCAAGGGCUUUCCCCUGGAAAAGGCCAUACAAUAUGCUCAAUUGCGUAAACCAUAUGUCCUCAACAAUCUCCACAUGCAAUAUGAUAUUCAAGAUCGUCGUCGUGUCUAUGCAAUAUUGGAAAAGGAAGGAAUUGAAAUACCACGUUAUGCGGUAUUAGAUCGUGAUUCACCAGAUCCAAAACAACAUGAAUUAAUCGAGUCCGAGGAUCAUGUUGAAGUCAAUGGUAUUAUAUUCAAUAAACCUUUUGUUGAGAAACCCGUUUCUGCUGAAGAUCAUAACAUUUACAUUUAUUAUCCAACUUCGGCGGGUGGCGGUAGUCAACGAUUAUUCCGAAAGAUCGGUAGCCGUAGCAGUGUUUAUUCACCUGAAUCUCGUGUUCGCAAAACGGGUUCAUUUAUUUAUGAAGAUUUUAUGCCCACAGAUGGUACCGACGUUAAGGUCUACACCGUUGGCCCGGACUAUGCCCAUGCUGAGGCACGGAAAAGUCCCGCACUGGAUGGGAAAGUGGAACGUGACAGCGAAGGCAAAGAGAUUCGUUAUCCGGUAAUACUUAAUCAUGCUGAGAAGCUUAUUUCACGUAAAGUUUGCUUGGCUUUCAAACAGACCGUUUGUGGAUUUGAUUUGUUAAGAGCAAAUGGCAAAUCGUUUGUGUGCGAUGUAAACGGUUUUAGUUUUGUUAAAAAUUCCAAUAAAUAUUAUGACGAUUGUGCAAAAAUAUUGGGCAAUAUGAUACUGAGAGAACUUACACCCACGCUGCACAUUCCCUGGUCGGUACCAUUUCAAUUGGAUGAUCCACCAAUUGUGCCAACAACAUUUGGUAAAAUGAUGGAACUGCGCUGUGUUGUGGCCGUAAUACGGCAUGGUGAUCGAACGCCUAAACAAAAAAUGAAAGUUGAAGUUCGGCAUCCAAAAUUCUUUGAAAUUUUUGAAAAAUAUGAUGGCUUUAAAAAUGGCCAUGUCAAAUUGAAGCGGCCCAAACAAUUGCAAGAGAUCUUAGACAUUGCCCGUUUUCUUUUGGCCGAAAUUGAGACAAAAGAUAAUCCCGAAAUUGAGGAGAAGAAAAGUAAAUUGGAACAAUUGAAAAGUGUUUUGGAAAUGUAUGGCCACUUCUCUGGCAUAAAUCGCAAAGUACAAAUGAAAUAUCAACCCAAAGGCCGGCCAAGAGGUUCCAGUUCUGAUGACGGUAAUAAUGUUAAAAAUUUAGACGCACCAUCAGAGCCAUCCUUGGUUUUGAUAUUGAAAUGGGGUGGUGAAUUGACUCCAGCUGGUCGCAUACAAGCCGAGGAGUUGGGACGUAUUUUCAGAUGUAUGUACCCAGGUGGACAAGGUCGCCAAGAUUAUUCGGGAACUCAAGGCUUGGGUUUGCUAAGAUUGCAUUCAACAUUUCGUCAUGAUUUAAAAAUCUAUGCUUCCGAUGAGGGUCGAGUUCAAAUGACAGCGGCAGCCUUUGCCAAAGGUCUUUUGGCAUUGGAAGGUGAACUUACUCCAAUUUUAGUACAAAUGGUUAAGAGUGCUAAUACUAAUGGUCUAUUGGAUAAUGAUUGUGAUUCAAGCAAAUAUCAAAAUAUGGCCAAAAAUCGUUUGCACGAACUCAUGCAAGUUGAUCGCGAAUUCACAGCUGAAGAUCGGGCCGCCAUUAAUCCCAACAAUAGCAUCUCCAUUAAUCAAGCCCUGGACUUUGUUAAGAAUCCCGUAGAAUGUUGUAAUCAUGUACACAGCUUGAUAAAAGAACUUUUGAUCAUAAUCAGCGUUAAAAAAGAUGAUCCCAAGACCAAAGAUGCCAUAUUGUAUCAUGGUGAAACAUGGGAUCUAAUGCGUUGUCGUUGGGAGAAAAUCGAAAAAGAUUUUAGUACCAAAUCGAAACUUUAUGAUAUCUCUAAAAUUCCUGAUAUUUAUGAUUGUAUCAAAUAUGAUUUGCAACACAAUCAACAUACCUUGCAAUAUGAUCAGGCUGAGGAAUUGUAUAUUUAUGCCAAAUAUCUAGCCGAUAUUGUUAUACCGCAGGAAUAUGGUUUGACAAUGCAAGAAAAACUAACCAUAGGUCAGGGUAUUUGUACACCCCUGUUGAAAAAAAUCAAAUCCGAUUUGCAGCGUAAUAUUGAAGAAGUCGAGGAUGAAUCGGUGAAUCGUUUAAAUCCUCAAUAUAGUCAUGGUGUUGCCAGCCCGGGUAGGCAUGUACGCACUCGUUUGUAUUUCACCAGUGAAAGUCAUGUCCAUUCAUUGUUGACGGUAUUACGUUAUGGGGGAUUAUUGAAUGUUCUAACCGAUGAACAAUGGCGUCGUGCCAUGGAUUAUAUUUCCAUGGUCUCCGAAUUGAAUUAUAUGUCACAAAUUGUCAUAAUGCUAUAUGAGGAUCCCACAAAAGAUCCUACAUCAGAAGAGCGAUUCCAUGUUGAGUUACACUUUAGUCCGGGUGUAAAUUGUUGUGUGCAAAAGAAUUUACCACCUGGACCAGGAUUUCGACCACAUUCACGCAAUGAUUCGGGCACAUUGAAAACAUCGACUCAUGAAGAAUGCUCAAACAAUCCCUCGCGCAUAGAUGAGGAAAAUGAUACGGAUGAAAGUCCAGUCAAAACUCAUUUGAUUUCUCCCGAUGGUUUUGAUUGUGAAAUACGACAUUCCAAGUCGAAACCCAUACCGAUUGGGUCUCAUCACACUGUGGCUGGACAUGAGGCUAUGGAUUUGGCAAAGCGUUUGAAUAAGGAAUUGGCUUCACAGCAGCAACAGCAAACCAAACAAACGGGUUCAUUGGAAGCCAAUCGGCCCAUUAGCCCUGAUGGUGAACCACGUUCUCGUAGUUUUGAGCAAAGAUCACAAAAAUCAAAAGAAUUGGACAUGGAUCUUCUACCCACCACCAACCAGCCCCCCAAUUCCUCCUCUUCUAAUCAACUAACAGAUGACCUGACCCCAGCUCACCGACCACAUCAUAUGCAUUAUCAUCACCAUAUACAUCAUCACCACCAUCAUCAUCAUUAUCACAUUCAUCCACAUGCGGGUCACUAUCGUUUAUAUAGUUUGAGUUCAAGACCCUCCACCAUCAACACCACCAGUACCACCAACACCACUAAUCCAAGUAAUUCUUCUUCUUCAAAUCUACUACUUUCUGCUUCCCAUGAUAAUGAUAUUGAUCUAAAUGAAACUAACAAUGAUGAAUUUCCCAUUUCCUCUGCUUCCUUUUUCCCCACAACAAUAACCAUAACAACGACCACAAACACGUUGCGUCCCACACCUCCUUGCAUAACCAUCAAUGACGAUCAUACACCAUACAACAACACCCAUGCCCCAUCGCCAUAUAAAAAACUUCAAAAAACCAUUUCCCUUGACUAUUCCUCCACUCCCCCCUCAAACAUUUUUGAUAAUUACAAUGACCAUGAAAAUAACGCCACCACCGACCCUAUCAUAUCCUCCAUUAUCAACAAUCCUCCUAUUACUGAUACCACUACAGAUAAUACUGUCACUUCGACAUCGUCGUCGUCAUCGGUAUCAUCCAGACGCCAAAGACACAGUAUUGCCGGCCAGAUGUCUUAUAUGAAAAUGUUGGGAUUCGGUGGUUUUAGUAAAAAGAUGACCACAAGCGCCAACAGUCUAUUCAGUACAGCGGUAAUAAGUGGCAGUUCAUCGGCUCCCAAUUUGAGAGAUAUGAUCCCGGUAUCAUCGUCGGUCUUCCCUUUAACAGUUCUGGACGGUUUUGGUGGUGUACCACCGAUACGACCCUUAGAAACAUUGCACAAUGCUUUGUCGCUCAAACAACUUGAUAAUUUUUUGGAAAAAAUGACUUCGGCACCGCUAUUCAAGACACCCACAUGCACACCCCCGAAAAAUCCCUCAACACCGCUGUCGAUGAUGACAACCAUAACGGAUGAGGAUAUUUGCUCGGCAACGGCCAGUACACCAACCAAUAACAUUUGUCGUUGUAAUGACAAUAGUAUUCUGAAUGAAAAGAAUCCGGAACGAUGUGGUUUGUGUGGAUAUCAAAUAAGGAAUGCUGUACCAGAUGCCGAGUCAACACCCGUGGCAGCUGGUGGGGAUCAACAGCAGCAGCAACAGCGUUUGCAGACAACAAAUCCAGUAGCAGCAGGGUCAAGUUUAUGGAGUAAGCAAUCGAGUAUAGCAAGUAGUAUCACCGAACCAUCUUCGCCGGCCAUAUCGGAUACAUAUUCCCAGGAGACGCCUAGCUGUGAGAUGUCAAUUAGUUUGACCAGCAAUGAGGGUGGCAAUUAUAGUCUACCACCAUCAUCGGCCACGGCGGCCAAAUUGGCACGUUUCUUUCCCCGCUUGGAUGGUGAUUUGAAUACUGUCAGUGUCUAUACGCCCAUGAAUUUGGAUAGUUUGGAUAGCAAUGAUACGGAAUUUAAUAUGGGUGCAAUUGGUGGGGGUGGUGGCGGAGGUCCGGGAGGUAAAAGUGCCUGUUUGACACCGGUUAGCUUUAAUAUGGAUUUAAGUAUUGUGGCCAACAAGGGAUCGCUGACAUUGUCCGUGGAUGGCUUUGAGGAUGAAGAUGCCACUCCCUCAGCUGCAACCACACCAUCUUUGCCCCAUGAUGAGGGACCCCAAUUGGAAAUGUGUUACUGCUGUGAGGGCCAUGCCGAAUCUGAUCAACCACCCGAUGAUGAUGCUGAACAAUCAACGGAACUCUUUAGCAGCAUGAGAAAUAAACGUUUAGAUGAAAAUGAACCCAAGGUUGCUUGCUGUUGUCACGCCGAUGAGGAGCCACCCUUAAGUGCUGGACCAACCUUUGGCGAUCCUGUACCUCCCUUGCUUAGCAUACGCAAAGCUUCCGAUACCAUUUCCCCCAAAAUACAAAAACAGAUAAGUCUCUUUGAAAGUGGCGAUAUUGACAGACAGAAAGACUAUGCGGCCUUGCAUGCCUCAAUAAAUAUACCCCAGCCCAAUAGUUUACAAUUGAAACAGGAUGCUCGCCUAAGGAAAUUUGAAAAUUUAACCCAGUCUACAUCCAAUUCAAAUUUUCCAUUCGAAAGCAAUACUUUGAAAAGAGUGCCAAAUAAUGUGGAAGAUUUUGUCGAUGUCAAUCUAACACAGUCUUGUAUAAAUCUGAAAACCUCAGAUGUGGUAGCAUCUGAUUUGGUUUCCGGUGGCGGUUCUCCCCAGCACAAGGCAUCACAAUCGGCAAUAUUUCGCCCCAUAACUAUGCCCUCGGAAAUGGGCUCAGCCAGUGGCCCGGCAAGUCCCCGCCCGGGCGCUUUAAUUGUGAAAGAGAAAUUUAUCGAACCACCCAAACGCAUUACACGCAGCUUUCAUGGCAAAACACAAUCAAUGGAUGCCGAUUUCCUCUUCAAUGAAUUCCUCUUGGUUCCCGCUCAGGCACCCAAUACACAACAGAAUUCCUCAAGCAGUGAGGCGGGUAGUUCAUCAACUUCACCGUCCACUAAUCGUCCAAAUAAACGUUUCACCACCACUAAGGUAUUGGAUGAAGCUUUACAAGAUAUAGAUAAAGUUUAGAUAUACAUAAAGAAAAGUAUACUGGAGUACGUUUGAGAGUUAUGUCAGAUUAGGCAAAAACUAUGUAGUUGUAAGUUUAAAACAAACAAAAACAGAACAAUCCAACAAAAUUAAAACUAUGAAAAUGUAUGUGUUAUGAGAAUAGCGGAUCUAAAUGAAAUUU